AUGGAUUGUCUCCCUGAUGGAUACAUAGUGCGGAGUUUUUCUCGACUCAGUCGACUCCGCGUCGACGCUGAAACUAUUCUACAGUUGCUCCAAGAAAACCAAGGGGGAAACCAGUGGCUAGUUGUCCUCGGUCUGCCAAAAUCAACAAUUCGAAAACAGGACGAGGGCCACGGUAUUCUAGGAAACGUGAACUACCGCUUCCAGUGGGAGGGAACUACAGGCCUUAUCCAGAUAGCCCUAUCCCCCUCCCACGAACUUGUUACCGGCCAGCUCCAUACGGCGAUUGAUCGUCAACUUUAUGCAAUGGGAAUCGAGUUUGAUAAUGCGAUAUGGCUAGGACAUACUACUUACAAGCCUACUCCUACUCGGGGUAAGCAAGGCGAUCAAGUCUUCGUUCCGCCAUCCCGCCGGCCUAUUCGCGGACAACUCCAGGGCUGGCCUACCUUAGUUAUCUAG
Molecule: messenger RNA, 456 nt
Organism: Penicillium chermesinum
Lineage: Eukaryota; Fungi; Ascomycota; Eurotiomycetes; Eurotiales; Aspergillaceae
Exons: 1
Coding region: 1-456 (151 amino acids)
Source: RefSeq, a predicted model, not a curated record